AUGAGGUCUCCCACGGCGCGGAUGGCAGACAAUGUUCACGUCUGCCUCGAUAACCUCGCAGUCGCAGCCAGACUCGUCACCCAGAGCCCGGGAAGCAGCCAGGCUAGGUUUAGGGCCUUUAGAUAUACAUUUGGUGGUGCCCUGGACACACGGGAAUAG
Molecule: messenger RNA, 159 nt
Organism: Colletotrichum incanum
Lineage: Eukaryota; Fungi; Ascomycota; Sordariomycetes; Glomerellales; Glomerellaceae
Source: the annotation of a GenBank genome assembly